AUGAGUGCAGCUGAUCCAUCAUUGUUUACAUAUCACAAAGACAAAAUCAGGUUAUACAUGGUGAUCUACGUAGAUGACAUUCUAUUAACAGGGAACUCCAAAGCAGAGAUUGCAAGGCUAUUGGAAAAUUUACAUCACAGAUUUGAAUUGAGAGACCUAGGGUCAUUAAAUCAUUUUCUCAGAAUACAAGCAACAAACACAAAGCAUGGAAUUUUACUGCAUCUAAAACAAUAUGCUCAACAGAUAUUGCUUCGUGCAGGAAUGCAAGAGACAAAACCUGUUACAACACCAGUAUCAACCAAAGUUACUCUCAAUACUCACUCUCAGGAACCGUAUACCAAUACUCAGUUGUACAGACAGCUGAUCGGAGCUCUACAGUACCUGACAUUAACAAGACUGGAUAUACAAUUUGCACGAAAUCAAUUAUCCCAAUUCAUGCAUAAUCCACUCAAUGUUCAUUUUGAAACAUUGAAAAGACUAUUACGGUAUAUCAAAGGCACAAUAGAUAAAGGUAUUUCUCUAUAUCGAGACUCACUCAUUUUAAGUGGAUAUGUUGAUUCUGAUUGGGCCACAAAUUCACAUGAUAGAAAGUCUAUCACUGGUUAUUGUUACUUCAUGGGUAAAUCAAUCAUCUCUUGGCAAGUUAAAAAGCAAACAAGUGUAGCUAGAUCAUCCACCGAAGCAGAAUACCGUGCAUUAGCAACAGCAGCAACUAAAAUGAUUUGGUUAAGAAGAUUACUUGAAGACUUUCAUAUUCCACAAAAAGAACCUACAUUAGUCUAUUGUGAUAAUACGUCUACUAUUGCCUUAGCCAAUAACCCUGUAUUUCAUGCUCGGACGAAACAUAUAGACGUGGAUUCUCAUUUCUUUCGUGACUGUAUUCAGAACAAUAAGCUCACAGUUCAUCAUAUGUGUACAAACGAUCAGAUUGCUGACAUAUUCACAAAACCAUUAUCUAUACUACGGUUUAGAACUUUGGCAAGCAAACUGAUCAUUGACAUUCCAAGCUCAGUUUGA
Dendrobium catenatum is the source of this 1017-nucleotide messenger RNA. RefSeq lists its product as uncharacterized. The record is from RefSeq and is a predicted model, not a curated record. The transcript has a single exon. Lineage: Eukaryota; Viridiplantae; Streptophyta; Magnoliopsida; Asparagales; Orchidaceae. Bases 1 to 1017 code for a protein of 338 amino acids.